ACCAGGAAAGAAACACUCAGAGCUCAUCUGAACACACAUCGAGAGCUUCAGAAGAACUGAAACUACUAACAACAGAGAAGAUCAUUGAAUAAGAGAAGAAUGAAGAUCAUCUGGACUUUCACUCUGCUGAUGAUUCCUGGUGUUGUGAGCUCCAUCAGUGUGACAGGAUAUUCAGGAGGUGGAGUCAGAAUCAAAUGCAGAUAUGAUGAAGGAUAUACAGCAUAUAUAAAGUAUUUUUGUAGAGGAGAGUGGUCAGUGUGUACAGACCAAAUCAAGACUGAAGGGAAAAAUAAAUGGGUUCAUUCUGGAAGAUUCUCUCUGUAUGACGACACAAGAGCAGCAGUUUUCACUGUGAUCAUCAGAGAUCUGAGUGAACAGCAUUCUGACAUCUACUACUGUGGAACUGAAAGAACUGGAUAUGAUUUAUACACUGAAGUGAAUCUGAAAGUUUCAGCAGGUGAGUAACUGAGACCCUCAAACCCAUGAUGAUCUCCACAACAUCACCACACUCAACACUGACUGUAAUUACUGUAAUCACAUGAGUAUCUAAUAAAAGAUGCCAACUAUAACC
Messenger RNA from Labeo rohita (rohu), 571 nucleotides. RefSeq names its product CMRF35-like molecule 5. Lineage: Eukaryota; Metazoa; Chordata; Actinopteri; Cypriniformes; Cyprinidae. The coding region runs from base 100 to 465 and encodes 121 amino acids. The transcript is spliced from 2 exons. The record is from RefSeq and is a predicted model, not a curated record.